Molecule: messenger RNA, 1744 nt
Organism: Musa acuminata AAA Group (dessert banana)
Lineage: Eukaryota; Viridiplantae; Streptophyta; Magnoliopsida; Zingiberales; Musaceae
Product: trihelix transcription factor ENAP1
Exons: 2
Coding region: 182-1390 (402 amino acids)
Cellular component (GO): nucleus
Molecular function (GO): transcription cis-regulatory region binding
Source: RefSeq, a predicted model, not a curated record
CCUCCUCGUGAAGAACCCCCGAGCGGUCCACGUCCACCCGGCCUGCCACCCACCGAUUUCAUCCGCCCCUUCCCGAUUCAACCAAAGAAAUUAGGGUUCCUGAAAAGGGCGACAAGCUUCUCUCGAUUGAACGCCUAGGGUUCCUAAUUCUUCUUCUUCCUUGCUCCUUUUACCUCCUUCGAUGGAUGAUUCCGAGGACGACGCCCGGUACCCACCCAAUCUCCACCCCCCGAAGCCUCGCCACUAUUUCCCCUCUUCUUCCUCCGCUCCUCGCCCCAAGACACGCUUCCGUAACCCCCCUCCCCCUCCCCACUUUGGCCGUGGUUAUGACGACGCCACCGACGACGACGAAGAAGAGGAGGCCGAGGAGGAGGAGCAGAACUACAUGGAUCAGCCCGUAGAUGACGAUGAGGACGACGAUGGCGACGGCCAUCGCCGCACCCGGAACUACGGCGACGAUGACGAUGACGAUGACUCCUCGUCGGAGAGCCGUGGGAAGCGGAGAAGGAUCGACAAACUCGCCCUGGGGUUCGAAUUCGCCCCGCGCCUGCGUGCCGCGGCGCCCCCCAAGCCUCUCGCCCGGACCUCCCCGCCGGAUUGGUCGGAAGACUCGACCUUUGUGCUCCUGGAUGCUUGGGGCGAUCGCUACCUCCAGAAUGGAAGGAAGAGUCUCCGAUCGGACGAGUGGAAUGAGGUCGCCAAGAAGGUGUCGCAGGCUUCCAAGGUGGUUCGAUCCGACGCUCAGUGCCGCAACCGGGUCGAUACCCUGAAGAAGAAGUACAAGAAAGAGAAGGCGAGCAUCAUGGCGCACGGGAAUGCUGGAAGCAAGUGGGUUUUUUUCAAGAAGAUGGAUGCCUUGAUGUCAUCGCCAUCCCCACCACCGCUGACAGCACGGCAGCAGCCACCGCCACCACCACCGCCGAGGUUGCCCUGCGGUGUUGAUGCGGGAGAGUAUGUCUUUGCUAGUUCCAGCGUUUACAGGAAUGGUUACAGUGGGAAUAAUGAGAUGAAGGACAGUCCGGGAGACAGCGGAACCGAGGAUGAUGGUGAUGAGGAGAAUGACUCUGAUGGGCUUCCACCACAGAGGGAGAACAUUUGCUCAGACUCUUCUUUUAAGAUGCUUGCGGAGUCAAUUCAGAAGUUUGGAGAGGUUUAUGAGAAGAUGGAGAACCAUAAGAGACAGCAGAUGGCAGAGUUAGAAAGGAUGAGGAAGGAGUUCCAAAGGGAUUUGGAGGUGCAGAAAAGGCAGAUUUUGGAAAGGGUGCAAGAGGAGAUUGCAAAAUUGAGAGAGGAGCAAGUGGAGGAAGAUGAUGAUGAAGACUUGGAAGAUAGGGAUGAGGACAACAACGAUGGUGAUGACGGUGGUUCUGCUGAGAACUUGAGCGGGUAGGGAUCAUCUCUGCUUCAAUCUACCUGACUGCCUUUGUAUGAGACAUGGAAAGUGAUUGCGGAGCAUCCAUUGGCUGCUUUAUUGUUUUAUGUGUACCUAAUUAGAAGUGAUGUACUGCGUUAGGAUUGGAAGUAGUAAAUUUUCCCUUUGCAAAUAAUGUGAUUCUGUACCACACAGAUUCAAGUGCUCCUCCUUUUUAGGUAUAACUUUGAGAUUUCAUGUGGACGGGGUUGGGGUUGCGCAAGUCUCUCCAUCUCCCUCUCAUCUGUUGCAUAGAAACCUGAAUUAUAGGGUUCCACAGCAAUGCGUGUGUAGAACUCUACGUUUGCAUGAUUGCUCCCGUCAAGUUGUUCA